Messenger RNA from Paramisgurnus dabryanus, 1519 nucleotides. Lineage: Eukaryota; Metazoa; Chordata; Actinopteri; Cypriniformes; Cobitidae. The record is from RefSeq and is a predicted model, not a curated record.
AAUACUGGAACUCAAGAGAAACUAAAGAGCAACUACACAAGACACAAGUGAACACAAUGGGUUACUAAGGGAGAGACUAAUUAACCCCAAACAAGAACUGAUAAUGACUUCAACAAUAAACACAAAACUGAAAGCAACUUUGAAAACUAAAUAUAAUCCUGAGAGUGGUGGGGAAGUUCUUGGCAAAAACAGAAAUAUUCUGCAUUUUAGUCAUUGGACAUUACGAGGGAAAACCUCAAAACUACUAAUAUAAUGAACAAAUCAUUUUCAACAAUAAAAUUUAACCAAAAAAAUCAGCAAAAACCCACAAAAGUUUCACUUCAUUAUUUAACUGUUGUGCAAAUGUUCAAUCAUGUGACCUUUGUGUGGGUUUGUCGUUAGUCUGAUUUUCCUGUUUGAUGUGUCACAUGUGAAACUUGGCUGACAUCACUGGUAUGGCAGGUUUUUCUUUUAACUAAACCCAUGCUCAUUUAUUCUGUAUGCCUGUACAACAGCGCUCAUGAAAAAUGCAGUAUAAUCGUGUACUUCACUUUGCCAUGGUUUUGCCUGCUUUGUUUGAAACAGUUCAUGGACAUUAUGGAUAUUUUGAAAUUCUCUGCCGUGAACUUGGCUCGCUGGAAAAUGUUGAGUUUAUCUUCUCGGUAUUCUACAACAAGGCUGAACUGAUAAGAUACAACAGCACAGAGAAUAAGGUUGUUGGUUACACUGAAUAUGCAAUGAAAUGGGCAGAUGAUUUUAAUGCAAAACCUGAGUGGCUCCAAAAGGAGAGAGAACAAAAUGUGGCAAACUGCAAGAGCUAUGGAGCACAGUAUCACGACUUGAUAGAUAAAGCAGUAAAACCAGAAGUCACUAUCCGAUCAGUAAGGCAGGCCAGUGGUAAACAACCAGCCAUGCUGAUAUGCAGCGCUUAUGAGUUUUACCCAAAACUGAUUAAAAUAUCCUGGAUGAGAGAUGGUGAGGUGAUAACUUCAGAUGUGACCUCGACUGAAGAGCUGGCUGAUGGAGACUGGUAUUAUCAGAUCCACUCCCACCUGGAAUAUUUCCCAAAACCUGGAGAGAAGAUCAGCUGUGUAGUGGAGCAUGCCAGCUCCAAUAAACCCAUCAUCUACCCAUGGGAUUCGUCUGAGUCUGAUAAGAAUAAGAUCAUUAUUGGAGCUACGGGUCUUGUGUUGGGAAUCAUCAUGGUUGUUGUAGGACUCAUCUACUAUUUAAGAAAACGCAAAGCUACAGUUCAGGACACCAGACUCACCCAACCUUUGCAGACAAUGGCUGGAGAUUGAGUGACAGACUGUAAUGCAUCAAACAUCAUCAAACCUUGGCAAAGGUCUUCAAACAAAAUAAAAAUAAACAAAUAGAAAAUAAGUAUAAGUAACCCUAUAAAAUAAGUGUUUACAACGAGUGUUUACAAGUGUUUGAAUGCGAUUUAGUGUCUGCUUGCAGAAAAUAUGUGUUUGUUGCGUCAUGUGAACCAUGUGCAUCACGUGUUUUGUCAAAAUACAUGCAAGACACUCCCUUAAGA